AAUAAAAUUUGAAAUCUAAAGGGAAAUAUAAAACGAGAGAGAGAGAGAGAGAGAGAGAGAGAGAGAGAGAGGAAAAGGCGCAUGUGAUCAAGCCUCCACCGUAAAAGAGAAGGCCAAAGACCUCCACAGAGACUCUCUCUCUCUCUCUUCCGGCGAUUUAGUUCAAAUUUCGCAACCGUGCUCCGCCGCAGCCUUCGCCGUGAGGGACAAAUCUUCGCCGAAUCUCUACGAUUCGCGACCUUAUCUCCGCCGCAGCUGCCAGGGGACUUAUUAUGUAAUCUUCUGACGAAAAUUAGGAUAUUGAGAUCUGUCGAUUUUUCCUCAAAUGCUAGCGAAAAAUCGGCUGCCGGGAAGCGGCCACACUACACCCUCCCCUCCGGGGUCUCCUCGCCGCUCUCCUCGUUACCGUCGGUCAAAAGCCUCCGGUCGCUUUCCCACCGUUGUUCAGCCAAAUCGGACCCUCGCUCAUCGCCUCUCGUGGCUCAUCGUAUCGGUUCUCCUCCGGCGUCAGGGGGUUUUCCUAUUCGCUCCUCUAAUCUACAUCUCGUGUAUGCUGAUUUACAUGGGAACUGUUUCGUUCGACGUUGGUCCCAUCAUAAGGCAUCGGUCUCCGCCUGGAUCCGUCUACAAAAGCCCCCAGCUUUACGCCAAGCUCCGCCCUGAGAUGGACGCUGAUAACUCCACGGCUGAUGCGAUAUCAACCAUUUGGAAGCAUUCCUAUAAAGGUGUGGAGUGGAAGCCGUACGUGAACAAGUCCACUGGAGCCUUGCCGGACUCGAACGGUUACAUAUAUGUGGAGGCAAACGGGGGCUUGAAUCAGCAACGGACAUCGAUAUGCAAUGCGGUUGCUGUCGCAGGCUAUCUUAAUGCAACUCUAGUGAUUCCUAACUUUCACUAUCACAGCAUAUGGAGAGAUCCAAGUAAAUUUGGGGAUAUCUACGAUGAAGAGUUCUUUGUCAGUACCUUAGCAAAUGAUGUGCGGGUGGUUGACACAAUUCCUGAAUAUCUAAUGGAGCGAUUUGACUAUAACAUGACAAAUGUCUACAACUUCAGAGUCAAAGCUUGGUCACCUAUUCAAUAUUAUCGGGACUCGAUCUUGCCGAAGCUACUUGAGGAGAAGGUUAUACGAAUAUCCCCAUUUGCAAAUAGACUUUCGUUUGAUGCUCCUAAACCUGUCCAGAGACUUAGAUGUUUGGCGAAUUACGAAGCUCUGAGGUUUGCAGAACCCAUACUAACCCUAGGAGAAACACUGGUGAAGAGAAUGAAGGAGCAAAGCGCAAACCACGGAGCAAAGUACGUAUCUGUACAUCUGCGCUUUGAAGAGGACAUGGUAGCUUUCUCCUGUUGUGUAUUUGAUGGUGGCAAGCAAGAAAAACAAGAUAUGAUUGCAGCAAGAGAACGAGGAUGGAAAGGAAAAUUCACAAAACCAGGCCGUGUUAUUCGACCUGGCGCUAUCAGGCAAAAUGGGAAAUGCCCGUUAACUCCUUUAGAGGUGGGUUUAAUGCUUAGAGGAAUGGGUUUCAACAAAAGCACAUAUAUAUACCUUGCAUCUGGUCAGAUAUAUAAUGCGAAUAGAACGAUGGCCCCGCUACUAGAGAUGUUCCCGAAUUUACAAACAAAGGAGAUGCUUGCCUCAGAGGAGGAACUUGCUCCAUAUAAGAACUUCUCUUCCAGAAUGGCUGCAAUAGAUUACACGGUCUGUCUCCACAGUGAGGUAUUUGUGACCACACAAGGUGGAAACUUUCCUCACUUUCUCAUGGGUCAUCGAAGAUACUUGUUCGGAGGGCAUUCCAAAACUAUUAGACCAGACAAGCGAAAGUUAGCAAUCAUCUUUGACAAUCCCAACAUUGGAUGGCGGAGUUUUAAACGUCAGAUGCUGAACAUGAGAUCUCAUAGUGACUCAAAAGGGUUUGAGCUUAAAAGACCUAAUGACUCCAUUUACACAUUCCCUUGCCCUGACUGCAUGUCCCGUAGGAACAAAACAACGACCCCAGAUACUAGGCCACCUUCUGCGUCCUGAGAAUACACGUUCAUUUAAUUGCCGGUAGAGUGGUGUUCAUUCCUUGUAAUUCUUAUUCUUUCAAAUCAGAGUGGACUUGGGGACUUGGCCGGCCCAUAGUUUUAGGGGGAAGCAGCUGGAGGGGCUGCAAAAUCGUCUAUUUAUCUCCGGGAAGGGUGGCGAAGGAGUAACAGCCACAACAUUGUUUGAUACGUUUUGACACAUUGAAGCUGAUGCACUAACAGGAGAGAAAAUGAAGGUUUAGUUCAAUCCCUGACUGCUGCUGGUGGGAAAAGAUUAGACAGCGAUUGGAUAUUGUUUUCUUGGGUGUUUUGUGAUUUGAAGCGUUUGCGUUUUGUACAUUGUGUAAACGCAGAAGUGAGAGUCUUUGGUGUUAGGAGAUUUAUAGUCACAGGCAGGAGGAGAGCAGAAAGCUGCCUUGAAAGUUUUGUACAUUGGUUUGGUUAGAGAGACCAUCGUGUCCUUUUUUUGGGUUUAUUGAAAUUCUUUUGUCACAGGGUUUUAUUUGUCUACAUCAUAUUCUUGCGAGGAGAAUAUUGUUUAGGAAAUAAAUUCCCAAUAUUGAUUUAA
Messenger RNA from Brassica napus (rape), 2590 nucleotides. Its product is annotated as protein ESMERALDA 1. Bases 326 to 2020 code for a protein of 564 amino acids. Lineage: Eukaryota; Viridiplantae; Streptophyta; Magnoliopsida; Brassicales; Brassicaceae. The record is from RefSeq and is a predicted model, not a curated record. The transcript has 10 exons.